Molecule: messenger RNA, 2852 nt
Organism: Anguilla rostrata (American eel)
Lineage: Eukaryota; Metazoa; Chordata; Actinopteri; Anguilliformes; Anguillidae
Product: V-type proton ATPase subunit C 1-A-like
Exons: 14
Coding region: 1130-2332 (400 amino acids)
Biological process (GO): proton transmembrane transport
Cellular component (GO): vacuolar proton-transporting V-type ATPase, V1 domain; lysosomal membrane
Molecular function (GO): proton-transporting ATPase activity, rotational mechanism
Source: RefSeq, a predicted model, not a curated record
GUUCCUAAGCACGUUUAGACGUUGCCAUCGUAGGCUAAAUGCAAACGAAAACUUUAAAUACACUUGUUUUAAAGAUAGUGGUAUAAAUUGCGAUUGUUCAUACAAGCAUGUAAUCGACGACUCCUACUUCUUAGAUUUAACAUAAGGAAGAAAAAAAAAAACCACGAAUGUUAACUAAUUAAGCUGUAGGCGGUUAUAUUUCUGUAAGCGAUCGAUGUUUUAAUUGCAUUUUUUCGUAAUCAUUUGCAAUUCAGAGAUAAAAUAUUAUUCAAUUUUGCAAUAGCAACUCAAAUUAAAAUGACAGGAUUAAACAGGUUUAAUGGUGAUUGUCAUGGUCGGUAGUCUACGUGUUUCUUCGUUAUGAAAAUAUUGCUGCAGUUUUACGUAUCUGUUAGUCCUGUUUUACGCGGAGCGUCUUUCCAAGCGCGCAAAGAUUUUUGAUUUAGUAUAAAUAAAUAAAUAAAUAAAUAAAUACCAAAGCAUUUCAUUCAUUUUAAAUAAGUUUAAAUAUUUUUGUUAUUGUAUUCUCAUAAUUUAUAUAGACCUACUCAAAAGUGAAAUGCAACUGCUAUUAAUAAAUAGCUAUUGGGGGUGUUGCGGCCAAGCAGCAUCCUUACGUUCACCUGUCUGACAACAGGGACACUAAAAGCUUAAACAAAUGCUUAAAAGGUGUGUAUAACUCAGCCUGUGGCCUACGCCCAAUGUCUGUUUCUCAGAGGAGGUAUCAUUAUCAAGUGAAAGAGGCAAUCUGAGAAGCGAGGGCCAAGGAGCAGUGGCAAUAUGCUAAUACACCUGUACACAGUAUAGCCUGCCUGUUCGCUUUAAAUGAUGAAAAGAUCUUACCGGGCUGCAGCCCGCGGACUCCGCGUUUGGUUUCUCACUAGACUGUGCGCUGAUGGAGACGCGCUGGAGUUUCCGUUUGUAGGAACCAAGUACACUUUUGUCGCUUCAAAAGGAGCGUGUGGUCUAUCUACAGUGGUGGUGCAACAAUUCAAACAGACCCGCAGAUUAGUGGAUACUUAAAAGCAUGGAAAUUUUAAUUAUAAGACUUUAGUGGCAGUGAUUGAGCAUAAAGCAGAAAUUGGUGGCAGAAACCCAGUGAAGAGGGGGUGCAGGGGGGACGGGCAUUAUGGCGGAGUUCUGGCUGAUCUCGGUCCCCCUUGACAAGACCAGCCUGCAGUCCCUGGAGAAACUGAACCGUGCUGUGUCCACGACCAGGGUGGCCUCCAGCUUCAGGUUUCCUAUCCCAGACCUGAAGGUGGGCACUCUGGAUGUCCUACUUAGCGUCUCCGAUGAGCUCACCAGAUUGGAUGCCUACACAGAGAGUGUUAUCCAGAGGAUCUGCCAGUGCAUGUCGGAGGUGAUGGAGCACUCCAGAGACAAGGUGCAGGAGAACACGCUGGCCAAUGGAGAAUCAAAGACGCACCAGAAAAGCGCCCAGUCGCCCGCUAAAGCUUACUUCCAGGCUCUGCUGGUGGAUCUGACCAGUUACGUGACACACUUCCAAUGGGACAGAGCCAAGUACUCCACCACCCUUCCCCUGAGAACCCUGACAGAGGUCAUCUCCAAGCAAGUCUUCCAGACAGAAUCGGAUCUGAAGUCUCGAUCUGCGGCCUACAGUAAUGUGACGUCCAGCCUGCAGUGUUUAGAGCACAGGAUAGAGGGGAGUCUUCAUAUUCGCACGCUGACAGACGUGGUGAAGAAAGAAGACCUGGUGCUCGGCUCAGAGUACCUGACCACUCUGCUGGUGGUGGUGUCCAGGGAGAACUUUGCGGAGUGGGAGAGGACAUACGAGUCUCUGUCUGAGCUUGUGGUCCCUCGUUCCAGCAGGAAGUUACUGGAGGAGACGGAGGGCGGGAUUUUCACUGUCACCCUCUUCAAGAAGGCCGUCAGAGACUUCAAGGCCGAGGCCAGACAGCACAAGUUCACGGUGCGAGAGUUCAGCUUCGAGGAGUCCCAGAAGCAGGAAGAGGAAAUGACCCGGCUCCACGCCAAUAAGAAGGAGCAGUAUGGGACCUUCGUACGCUGGCUCAAGGUGAACUUCAGCGAGGUGUUCAUGGCCUGGAUCCAUGUGAAGGCGCUCCGGGUGUUUGUGGAAUCCGUGCUGAGGUACGGUCUCCCGGUGAACUUCCAGACUGUUCUUCUGCAGCCAGACAGGAAGCGGAGCAAACACCUGAGAGAGCUGCUCGACUCCCUGUACACCCACCUGGACAGUGCUGGUGCAGCCAGUAAGCCUGAUGUGGGGUUGGACAUCCCUGAUAUGAGCAUGGCACCCCAAGAGUACUACUCUUACAUCUUUUACAAGAUCAACAUCAACCUGCUGACCAACUAGGCACCCCAACUCCCCCCCCCCCCCCCCCCUCCUCCUGACACAGCAGAACAAAUCCCUUUAAACAGAUAUGAAAUGUUGUGCUUGGUCACGAUUCAUGAAACAAGACUAGGUUUUUACAAAAUAAAAUAAAAUGGAAAUGGAUGCUUGUACUGGAUAUAUUUUUGAGGCAUUUGAUCUGUGCAGCAGCAGGAGUCCGUCUCCGGCGAACUGUUCAGUGGGGCCGUGUCAGAGAGCUGUCUGUUGAGUCACUGGCCUACUCGCAGAAAACAGACUCCACAUCUCCUCACAGACAGCCAUCCACCCCCGUGAGUCACACCAGGGGCCCUAACCACUCCACAACCAGCUCCAGACUCAAGACUGCAUCAAGACUGUGAGUUUAGGGCUAUAAACACCAGUAUGUUUGUUUAUUUUUACUUUUUUUUUUUUUGUAACCUAGUGAAAAUUAUUUAUUUUUUCCUGGGUAUUUAGACUGAAAUGGCUAAAUGCAGUUUGGAGAAACGAGGCGCUGUAAAUAAAGUGA